AUGGAGUCACAAUCAUUAUUUUCCAAGAGGUCCAAAUGCGAAUUUGGAAUGACAAAGAUAUUGUACUUGGGACACAUCAUCAGUGCUCGUGGGGUUCAAGUACAUCAAGAGAAAAUUCAGGCCAUUCUGGACUGGCCGCCUCCCAAGACUCUCUCGGAGCUGCGUGGAUUUCUUGGAUUGUGCAGUUAUUAUAGAAGGUUCGUGAAGGGAUUUUCACAGAUUGGUGCACCACUAACAAAUCUGACAAAGAGAGGAUCCUUCCACUGGGAUGUGCAGGCCCAACACACUUUCGACAAGUUGAAAGAAGUUAUGAGUACAUUUUCAGUUCUGGCACUACCAGACUUCACUCAUUCUUUCAUCUUGGAGUGCGAUGCCUCGGGUGAAGGCAUUGGAGUGGUGUUGAUGCAAGACCCUCACCCCAUCGCGUUCAAGAGUCGAAAGUUGUCUGGAGUAGAGCGGUUGUACUCCAUCUACGACAAGGAGAUGCUCGCCAUCAUGCAUGCACUGACAAAGUUUUGA
Cryptomeria japonica (Japanese cedar) is the source of this 519-nucleotide messenger RNA. RefSeq lists its product as uncharacterized. The coding region runs from base 1 to 519 and encodes 172 amino acids. NCBI's taxonomy places the organism in Eukaryota, Viridiplantae, Streptophyta, Pinopsida, Cupressales, Cupressaceae. The record is from RefSeq and is a predicted model, not a curated record. The transcript has a single exon.